CCUAAUGGACAGCCUAUCCUUGAUGUAUCUGAAGAUGAAGUAAUACAGACGGUUCGUAGAGAAAAUACAAAGCAACCUUUGGAUGCAGAAAAGAAGAAUGAGAAGUCAAAGAAAAAAAAGAAAUCAAAGGGAGAUGCUAAAGCAGUUCAGGAUCCAUCACGUCUGGAUGGAAAGGAAGUUGAUGAAGGAGCCUGGGAAACUAAAAUCAGUAACAGAGAAAAGCGACAACAGCGCAAAAGAGACAAGGUAUUGACCGACACUGGCUCGGGAGAACUGAAUCUCCAAGGAAUGGAAAAUGCAGUGACUGUUUCCAUUGAACAACUGAUGCCUGCACCUUCACUUCCAGUCGGUCUCAGAAAAAAUAAAGGUGACACACUUCUGAACGUGCAACUCAGCAACUCUAAAACUGCAAAGGGAGAGUCAGCCAUUCCACAAGUUUCUGCAGGAUUGAAUGAAAGCCAUACUGUAAAUGGAGGAAGCUGGAAUGAGAAGCCUGUAAAAAUCUCCUCGCAAAUUGGUGUAGGGGAGGAGAAAUGGACAUCUGUGUCCUCAGCUGCAGCUGGGAAGAGGAAGACAGAGACGUCAGCUUGGAGCCAGGAUGCUGGAGAUGCUAAUGGAAAUGGAAAAGACUGGGGCGUAACCCUGGUGGGCAGGCCUUGGAAAGAGCGUUCUUUGUUCACUCCUAUUGCUGCUUGGAAUGUGGAUGCCAGGAUCAAUACCUCUGAACAGAAUUCUUCUUCCUUCACUUCAUUUGGAUUAACUCCUGGAGUAUCUGGAUCCAACAAUGAGUCAGCUUCUCAGGCUGCUACUUCUGAUUUUCAGUGGGAUUUAAGUCAUGCUCAAGCCCCUGUUGAUGACGAAUGGUCUGGGUUAAAUGGACUUUCUUCAGCUGAUCCCAGCUCUGACUGGAAUGCGCCAGCAGAAGAGUGGGGGAAUUGGGUAGAUGAAGAAAAAGUCGCUCCUGUUCCACAGCCUGAAGAGGCAUCAUCAGAUGUUCAGAAGGCUUCAGAUAAUGAAAGAGAAAAAGCAGACCCACUUCAGAGUGCUGCAAGUGGGAAAUCCAAGAAAAAGAAGAAGAAAAAGAAGAAGCAGGGUGAAGAGGCUAACUCUCCUGCAAAGGACACUGAAGAACUGGAUAGAGAAGCUGGAGAAGAAUUUCGUGAGGAUACCUCAAAAGCUCAACCACAGCAGGAAAUAGCUUUUCCUUUGAAGACCAUAAGUACUAGUGAACCAGCUAAGCCUGAGGAGGCUCCUUCGCUUGCUGUUUCUCCUGAGCCAUCUGUAAUUGUAUCAGAAAGUGAUUCUGACAAGAUCACUUCCCAAGUGCCACAGAUGCUGCAAGAGACAGAUGUUUCUAGUCCUAAUAUUAAGCAAAACAGUGUGCCUCCUCCGCAGACAAAGUCUGAAGAAAGCUGGGAAUCCCCCAAACAAGUUAAAAAGAAGAAAAAAGCAAGAAGGGAAACGUGAAUUUCCCAAGAUGGACAUGUGUUGCUGAAUACUGUCAUGAAGAUAAUGCUGUUUAUGCAAUAAUUUGUGAACAUGUACAGAAUUUUAUAUAAAUUUCAACCAAUUUUUAAAAACAGAACUGCUGUGAACACAAACAUCUUUAAAAAGGAAUCAAAGGAAAGUAAUUUUAUGAUAUAGAAAAACAGAACAUGCUACGUUUGAAAGACAUUCUGAGGAGUCUGUUUUUUCCAACUUACGGAGAGAGAUAUUAACUAAAAACUGGUUUUACAACACAGUGCCCUGUUUACAACAGAUUAUACUCUCAUCUACAGCUGCGAAUAAAUGAUUAAUUUUAAGGGUUUUCUGUAAAAUAAUUGUCUGUACAAUAGUGGGUGCUUCUUGCCUCUCUUCGGAGAGAUGCAUCAGAAGCACAGAAUGUCUACCAUGGGAAUUUGUUUCAUGCCUAAAUCAAAGUGCUUUGAUUAAUACGUAAUCUGCCAUAUCUGCCAUAUAGCGAGCUGGUUAGCCCGUCUGCUAGCUAUUAAAGGAAUCACAAGUGCAAAUCAUUAACUAUUUGUACAGUCAAACCUUCAUGGGUUAUUAUAUGAAGUUAACAAUAAAACUGCUUUGGG
Tinamus guttatus (white-throated tinamou) is the source of this 2078-nucleotide messenger RNA. The record is from RefSeq and is a predicted model, not a curated record. Lineage: Eukaryota; Metazoa; Chordata; Aves; Tinamiformes; Tinamidae.